UUUAGAGAAGACUUUGUCAAGGUCAGCUAAUGGUUUCAGCAGGAAUGGGUACCAUUAGCUAAACGAUGCAGAUUGCAGACUGCAAGUUACUUCUCGGCUGUCCACUUGCCUUUGGCAUGACUCCACAACUGCAGCUUCCCCUCCUGCAAAAACCAGAACCAUGACUGAAAGGACCUGGACGCCAAUAGGGCCUGUGAAUUGGCUGGAUAACAAAAGAGCGAAAGCUUUACGAGUAUCCAACGAUAGGGAGAUAUUUCAGCUGAAGAAGAUUAGACGAUCGCUGGAUUCCAUGAAGAUGAUGAAUGAAAGCCUCUUGCUGCAAGAGGAAAGGAAAGUGAAAAGGUGGCUUAGGAAUCAAGCAUCUCUCUCCCCUACCUGUUCCUAUAAAGCAGUGUAUUAUAAGACUCCCAAUUAUCCCGGGUCCAGCCAAGAUCAAACUAUAACCGACACCCACCCCAUCUCUGGGAAAGAAUCAGUGGACAUCCCUUGGAGCCAGUUUGGGGACCAUCUGUCCAACUUUGUGAGCUUCCUACGACUACCAACCAAAAGACCUAUCUAUGACCGGAAAAAUGCCAACAAUCUUACACCCUUCAGUGGAAUGGAUUUGCCUACUCAGACUCUUUCAGCCCGAAAUGCGAACGCUCCACGAAACAGCAUCCACAGCUCAGCCUCGCCCAACAAGGAGAUUCGGAAGACCAGCACCCGGAAGCCAUCCGAUUUAGAAAACACCAUCUCCCUCCAAGAGGCGAUGGCCUUGUUCCCUUCCUUGCAACGCCUGCUUACCAAGAAGGAGAAGCUCUCUAUUUCAUCUCUCUACUAUCAGAGUCCCACCACCGGGUUCAAUACCUUGCAGAAGAAGCUCAAAAGCAUGUUGGACAAAGAUAGAGAAGACGAGAACUUCAAAAUCCCACAGCCGUUGCCCGAGAUUAAACCUGAAGAAAUUUUGAGCUGCAGGUAUCUUCGUUUGUCUCAGAGCAAUAUUCAUACACUACUGGAGCUGUGUAAGGAAUCUGGGAUUUACAUAGAUUUGCACCCCCAUAUGAAAGAAUCGGAAAUUGAUGCGAGCUCCAUACUCUCGCCGAACACCCACCGGCCUCUGUAGACUGUAUUUCUGCUCCAGACUUGGUUGCUUUUAGAUUGUGUGUUGUGUAGAAAAUGAGACUUUUCGGCCUGGAAACAAACAAAUCAAUUUCUCAAUUGAAAUGAAAAACCAAAAAACUACAGACUUUUUGGGAAAGGAUGAAUGAUGCGAUGGUUUAAAAAACAAAGCCAACACUUAUUGUCAGUAAAAUUGUAAGCAAGUGAAA
This is a messenger RNA of Pantherophis guttatus, 1307 nucleotides long. It is a transcript of the gene C11H16orf78, whose product is annotated as chromosome 11 C16orf78 homolog. The record is from RefSeq and is a predicted model, not a curated record. NCBI's taxonomy places the organism in Eukaryota, Metazoa, Chordata, Lepidosauria, Squamata, Colubridae.